CACCUGUGAUAGUAUUUUAAGAAAGAGGUUCCUCAUUUCUGUGGUCGAUAAUAAUAAUUGUAUCACACACACACAGAGGCCCACCGAGGCCAGGGGGUACAGUGAAAAAAAACAAACAAAAAAAUAAAUAAAAACAUUUCAGGUCAAUUAAUAUCAAACAUUUUGACAUUUUUAAAAACAAGUACCAGCUGCAGCUCUCAGGCUUGUGCGGGGCAGGUCUUGUUUGCCGCCCCGCCGCUACAUAAACAAAGCCAAGCCGGUGCGUUUUUGUUUCCGUUUUUGUUUCCGUUUUGGUGUGAAGUUGCGCUCCACUCCGCUCCAGACUCUCCAGUCCUGCGCACUGAACCGACGCGCUGCCAAAAACACUCUCCAUUUAUUUGUGAAAUACAGUGAGAGACGCUGCCUGCGUGUUUGUGACUCGCAGGGGCAGCACACGCCUCAGUCCUGCUCUGUGAUCUCCACUGGGUUUUUAUUUGGAAGUGUGGAUUUGUUGAGUGCCUGUUUACCUGGGAAGAAACAAGACUGCCAGAGCCGUGCUGCAGAUAUCCUGCUGACAAUACCUGAAGAAAUUUGUUCAGAAGACAAAAUUGGAUUAUCCUUCUGAAAGAGAAGAUUCAACGAUGGAGCCUGUCCAUAUUAAACAGGAGAGUCCAGUAUUAGAAUCAGUCCAUAUUAAAGAGGAGAGUGCUGAACUAGAAUCAGUCCAUAUUAAACAGGAGAGUCCUGAACUAGAAUCAGUCCAUAUUGAAGUGGAGAGUCCUGUCAUAAUGUCAGUCCUUAUUGAAGAGGCAAGUCCUGUAUUAGAAUCAGUCCAUAUUGAAAGGGGUAUUCUCAAUUCUAAACCCUUAAGCAGCUUGCAGGGCUCUCUCCCCUGUCCUGGAUGUGGGAAAGGUUUUAAUCCUGAAGGAAACCCUGGCGGCACUAUAUCCUGCACAGGAUGUGGGAUAAGUUUCUGUCAGUUACAAAACAUGAAACUUUACCAGCUUAUCCCCACUGGAGAGAAGCGAUUUUUCUGUACUGAAUGUAGGAAGAGUUUCAGCCGGAUAAGCAACUUGAAACUGCACCAGCAAAUCCACACUGGAGAGAAACGACAUGUCUGUGCUGACUGUGGGAAGAGUUUCAGACAGUCAAGCGACUUGAAAUCCCACCAGCGAAUCCACACUGGAGAGAAACCAUAUGUCUGCGCUGACUGUGGGAAGUGUUUCAGAAAUUUACGAAACCUGAAACUUCACCAGCUAGUUCACACAGGAGAGAAACGACAUCACUGUAAUGACUGUGGCAAGAGUUUCAGUCGGGUAGAAAAAUUGAAAAUACACAGGCGAAUUCACACAGGCGAGAGACCUCAUGUCUGUGCUGACUGCGGGAACAGUUUCAGUCAGUCUGGCACUUUGAAAAGACACCAGCAAAUUCACACAGGAGAGAAGCCACAUCACUGUCCCUGCUGCGGGAAGAGUUUCAGCCGGAUAAGCAUCUUAAAAUUGCACCAGCAAAUCCACACUGGAGAAAAACAGUAUGUCUGUGCUGACUGUGGGAAGAAUUUCAGACAUUUACAAAACCUGAAACUUCACCAGCGAAUCCACACUGGAGAGAAACCGUAUGUCUGUGCUGACUGUGGGAAGAGUUUUACUGCUACAGCUUCUCUUAAAAAACACAAAUGCAAGUUGUGAAAGUUUAGGCAGAAUGUGAGUGUGUGUUCAUUCACCCGCACUCAGAAAUCUCAGUCGUUUUAAACAGCAGCUUAAUAUAGAAACUGUGAGAACUCUUGAGUGUCUACAGAUGACGCAGAUCCAUCAAUAUUCAAGACACUGUUGUGAAGCCGUUACAAUAUAAAGCACUUUCCUAUGUUUUAUAUCAUUAAUAUCAUUGACUGACCCUUUAAACUAGUUUUAAAACACAGCCUGUUGUCUUUCCAGCUGAUAUCUGUGUAACUCUUCCUAACAUCAUAAACUGCAUUGGAAUGAGAAUAACAAGCUGUUUUAAUCAGUAAGAAGGGUUUCUGUUAGCAUGAUUAGUAAGCUGUGUGUUAAUCGUGUUCAACUUCAAGAUUGAGAGAAAUAAUCUGAGUAAACCCGAUCUGUGUGACACUGAAUUCAUUUCAUGAAGUGUCUGAAGAGACCAGAAGACUCUGCCAGUGUGUUUUAUGAGGGACACCAAUUACAAAACACUGGCCUUGUUUUAUGAUUACGUUUCAGUUCUAUUGUAACGUUAUGCUUGAGUUUUUAAAUGUUGGAUUUCACUUCCAGUGACACAUAAACCCAGAAUCUGAAAGAGAAGGAGUCGCUGCAGUAAAUAUCAAUGCAUGACAUCUGUAUCAAAGAACAGGAAAGCAUCUAAACAAUAGAGUUCAAUGUAGAAUGGAAUGUGGGUGUUUGGAACUAAUAAAUGGUAAACGUUGUUCAGAUUUGAAACAUGGUCUGGUCCCAUCCUUAUAGCGUAACAAAGCAGUUAAUUCCAUGUUGACCUGAAUCCACAAACCUUAUAGGCUGCAGAGUUAACCUGUAGUGUAAAGAGACAGGGCGGUACACCUGCCAUACACACACAGCAUGCAAAUACACACAAUACAGCACUGUGCAAAAGAGCUGGCCAAAACAUUAGGAACACCUGCCAUACAUACACAGCAUGCAAAUACACACAAUACAGCACUGUGCAAAAGAGCUGGCCAAAACAUUAGGAACACCUGCCAUACACACACAGCAUGCAAAUACACACAAUACAGCACUGUGCAAAAGAGCUGGCCAAAAAAAGUCCUAUCUCUUUGCAUUGGAGUCCAAUAAAAAGGUUCAUCCGUUGGUCUAAAGGAAUUUGGGGAGUUUUUGAUUUGACCCAAAUCUGAACGGUGAACCCACCUGGUUUUUCGAUUGCCCCAUAACUCCGGAACCCUGGGGCAAUGCCUUCGACCCUGGUCUGUGCUGAUGCACGAGAGUCUCAGCUAAACGGAGAUGCCCCCCGACCUUAUACGGUACCCCCCUCCGAACAGCGGGUGUAUAAGUGGACCUUGUAUGCAGUCCACCAAGUGGCACACAAGCAACUAAAAGGCCUACAGCCGUGCAUACAUUAUCCUCACAUAUCAGGGAUACUCUGGUGUGAAUCAUAGCUUCCUAGAGUGUUCAGAAGUAUUAUCUGCAUGCUUUUUAAAGUAGCUGCAUUUGAAAACAAUUUAAAUUUUAUUUUUUUUAAAGCAUAACGAACGAUAUCCCCAUUCUAUGCUUGAAUUGAAAAAACAAGAUACAAAAGAAAUGAUUUUGAUUUUAACGGUCAAUUUGGCCAAAAAAAAUUAAAUGUCAAAGAGCAGCAUUCUACAUAUUUUUUAGUGAAACUAAAUCUAUUUAUUAAUAUUAUUAUUUGUUUAUUUAGCAGACGCCUUUAUCCAAGGCGACUUACAGAGACUAGGGUGUGUGAACUAUGCAUCAGCUGCAGAGUCACUUACAACUACGUCUCACCCGAAAGACGGAGCACAAGGAGGUUAAGUGACUUGCUCAGGGUCACACAAUGAGUCAGUGGCUGAGGUGGGAUUUGAACCGGGGAUCUCCUGGUUACAAGCCCGUUUCUUUAACCACUGGACCACACAGCCUCCUAUGGUAGGUCAACACAAUCACAAUAUUGGGGAUGAUUCCACCUCAUCUGAGGAAGGUUACACAGAACCCAUCCAGUGUUCCUUCAAACAGAAAGGAGCCUCUUAUCCAACUCAAUCAACAGCUAUACACAAACAUGUCCAGACAACAACACCAAUACAAAACACACAUGAGCAAACAGACUAAAUCAAGUGUGGUGCAGCAGAUGUGAAAUGGAAAGGAGUUUAAAAAGAACAAAUAAACCGCUGUAGCCUAACUUAUCAUUCAUGUAUUACUGUAGAGCAACGAGACAAACAGAAGCACGCAUAUGGAACCUGCCAGGCUCCAACAUGGACUGGCAAACAUCUACACCUGGAGAAUCCCCAUUACCCAUAACUGUAUAUACACCAUUGGGAUUGUUUCUAUUUGUAACUUAUAUCAGUUCAGACAGCAAGGCAAUGAAUCAAAUCCCCCUCCAUCCUAACCUAUCUUCAGAAGCUCUCUCCCCAUGGCCAGACUUCAUCUGUGGCAGACACCACUGUGCCCCUAAACAGUAUCAUUUUUCCUUUUUAGCAUUUAUUUAAUCUAAAAAUAUAUAUUCAACACUCAAGUCAGCCCCUCUUUAUAUUUAUUAUUCUGGUUAGAGUUUGUCUUGCAGCAUUUUAAUAAGAAUGCAUGAAGGGACCAGGCAACAAACCCUCAGAACAACUGCAGUGUAACACAGCCUUUCCUGCAUUUAAAAAGAAUGGUAUAUCAUGUGCACAGUUUUUCAAGAAGUGUUUUCUCGGUUUAUUUUGGAUUCAUGAC
Acipenser ruthenus (sterlet) is the source of this 4358-nucleotide messenger RNA. RefSeq names its product zinc finger protein 239-like. The transcript has 3 exons. The coding region runs from base 621 to 1667 and encodes 348 amino acids. Gene Ontology annotation, biological process: regulation of immune system process; regulation of cytokine production; negative regulation of transcription by RNA polymerase II. NCBI's taxonomy places the organism in Eukaryota, Metazoa, Chordata, Actinopteri, Acipenseriformes, Acipenseridae. The record is from RefSeq and is a predicted model, not a curated record.